AUGGCCAACGGAGACGUGAUUCCUUCUACAUUCCAAACAGGUCUUAGAGUCCUUGCCAUUGACCAUGACAUCAAUUCCCUUGAAAUCAUCAAGCAACUGUGCAUUGCUUUCGACACAUGCUCCGAUAGUUUACUUGCUUUGAAUCUUGUUCAUGAAAGAAAAGGGUGUUUUGAUAUCAUACUCAUUGAUGUUCACAUGCCAAAUAUGGAUAGCUACGAAUUUCUUCGCCGUGUUAUCCAAGAUAUCGACGUUCUUGUUAUCAUGAUGUCAGAUGAUGAUGAUGAUGAAAGUGCGAUAUUAAAGUCAAUGAAUGACGGGGCUUGUGAUUUAUGGACUAAACCACUGCGUGAGUAUGAUGUUAGGAAUAUGUGGCGGCAUGUUGCAAGGAAAGUUUUGAAUGAUAAAAAAAACCAAAAGAAACUUGGCAGUUUGGAUAAUAAUAAUGGCCAAAAUCAGAGGAAUGGCGAUUCUGAGGUGAAUUCUUCUGUUAUCAAUGCAACUGAAGGAGUCCAAACAAAUAGCAAUUUAAACGAAUCAGAAAAUAAUUAUCAACCUCCGGCAAGGAGGCCCCGUCUGGUGUGGACAUCAGCAUUGCAUAAUCAUUUUGUUGCUGUUGUGAACCAACUUGGGGUUGACAAAGCUGUGCCAAAGAGAAUUCUUGAAUUGAUGAAUGUCCCUGGUCUGACAAGAGAGAAUGUUGCUAGUCAUUUGCAGAAACAUAGACUUCAUUUGAAAAGCAAGAAUGAAGCUGCCCGGCAACAAAACGAGAUGUCAAUGGCAAACACUGUUCCUAGUUCUACAGAAACUAAUGCUGAAGCCCCACGAGAGAUGCCAAUGCCAAACACCGUUCCUAGUUCUACAGAGAUGUCAAUGCCAAACACCGUUCCCAGUUCUACAGAAACCAGUGCUGAUGACUUUCAAGCUUUGGCUGCUGCUACUAAUCUUUCCUAUGAAACACUGCCAAAUCUUCCUCCCAACAUGAUGCUAACAGAGGCCCAAAAUGCACUUAUAGGAUGGUCCAACCAGUACAAUACAGAACAAACUAACGCAUAUGCUCAUGCUCCUCUUAACAUGGCCAUGCCUUUAGACCAUGAUUCAACAAGUUACCUGACAUGGCCUCCAUCUAAUACAAUUGAUAAUUUAGUUGGAAACUUUGGCACAUUAUUGGCAGAUCAAAGGCAAGAGAAUCAACUAUCACUCUUACAUCAUCAUGUCCAUAGUCAACCUCCGCCCAUAACGGUUUCUGGAAGCUUUUCUUCUGCUAUCCAUAAUUACAACUUUAGACGAAACACUCUGAUUGACCAUGGCUUACUGUCACCUCAACCUCAACUAAGUAGUUCACUUGGUGCUGUUGAAGUUCCUGGUGAAAACGGAGGCAUAUUCCAUCUUCGAAACUCAAUUUUGCCAAGGAGUGCCAUGAGAAUUAUUUCUGACAUUUAAUGCCUUUUUACUCCUACUAAGUUAACAUGUAUCGUUUUAACAUUGCACAAACACUACUUUUACCCUU
Molecule: messenger RNA, 1507 nt
Organism: Abrus precatorius (Indian licorice)
Lineage: Eukaryota; Viridiplantae; Streptophyta; Magnoliopsida; Fabales; Fabaceae
Product: two-component response regulator ARR14-like
Exons: 5
Coding region: 1-1440 (479 amino acids)
Biological process (GO): cytokinin-activated signaling pathway; phosphorelay signal transduction system
Molecular function (GO): DNA binding
Source: RefSeq, a predicted model, not a curated record